AUGACUGGAAAUCCAAUUAAGUCCAAAGGUGGCGUUCAUUUAGCGCAUGCUCUACAGACAAACGAUAAACUGCAAUUCAUAGACGUCGGACAGUGUGACCAGGAUAUUACAAGUUGCAUCGCCUUCAUCACGGUCCUGCGGAAGAACAGCACACUACUCGGCAUCAAUCUGGACCGUCCACUCCUCUUCACGAUCCAGGAGGAGUCCACAGUUCAAGUUAAGGAGAUGCUCUGCGUGAGUAUACGGGAUCUCCAUUUGUUUAUUCACAAACAUGGGCAUGUCCUGCUAAACUCCUCCUUCUGA
This is a messenger RNA of Dibothriocephalus latus, 303 nucleotides long. NCBI's taxonomy places the organism in Eukaryota, Metazoa, Platyhelminthes, Cestoda, Diphyllobothriidea, Diphyllobothriidae. The record is from the annotation of a GenBank genome assembly.